Molecule: messenger RNA, 1026 nt
Organism: Rhododendron vialii
Lineage: Eukaryota; Viridiplantae; Streptophyta; Magnoliopsida; Ericales; Ericaceae
Product: early nodulin-like protein 8
Exons: 2
Coding region: 152-841 (229 amino acids)
Cellular component (GO): plasma membrane
Molecular function (GO): electron transfer activity
Source: RefSeq, a predicted model, not a curated record
AAUCCACAGACAAUCACAUCAAUAACAAUUCCCCGCUCCAAGUCCUGGGUCCUCUCUUUCUCCUUCCUUAGAUUUGAGGAAGAAGAAUAGAGAGAGAGAGAGAGAGAGAGAGAGAGAGAGAGAUUUGAGGAAGAAGAAUAGAGAGAGAGAGAUGGGUAUCAUUACAAGUCCAAAAUUCCAGUUCUUGUGUGCUCUUCUGUUUCUCCUUUCACUUCAAACCAAAGUUUCCGGCACCCAAUACCAGGUUGGAAAUUUAAAUUGUUGGGGCGUACCCCCUGCAGGAUAUGAGUACGUGUACGUGAAUUAUUCCAACUAUAACACCUUCAAACCUGGAGAUUCUCUCUUCUUUCUAUUCCCACCAAGUCAAGAUUCAGUGCUCCUAGUGACAGCAGAAGCGUACGCAACCUGCAACACCGCAAAUCCAAUCUGGUCAUCCAACACUGGAAAUUCUGUGUUCUACAUAAACACUACAGGGGUGUACUACUUCAUAAGUGGGGUGCCGAAUAACUGCCGAAGUAACGAGAAACUCCAAAUUUGUGUGCCCAACAAUGGGACUUGUGCAACUUACACUGCACCUCUUCCACCACUUUCACCCGCAUCUGCACCCGCACCUGCACCUUCUCAACUGAGAUCGACCUCAUCAGCGCCUUCGUUCUCGCCUUCGUGGUCACCCCCUGCAUGGUCGCCUUCAUUUCCACCGCCUUCGUGGUCGCCCAAGUCUUCUCCUUCCUAUUCAGCAUUGUCGCCUAUGAUUCGUUCUUGGUCAUCGAUGAUAAGCCGUCCGAUUGUAGUGGUGUCGGCCACCCUCGGAUUAUUGGUUUGGGCAUCAGUCAUGGAAUGAAUUGGAGGGUGAAGAACUGAAACCAUAUACUGAGAUGAUUUUUAUAGUUUUACUACUACAAUUUAUUUGAUUUUUUCCCAAUAUGUUCAUCUUCCCUUGAGAUUUGGAUUUUGUAAUUUCAAUUCUAUAUGUUUGUAUACUUUCUUUUAAUAUUUUAAUAAUGCGGAAUUCCUUUUUGUCUCUAA